AAUGGAAGGUCUUGAUGCCCUGAUUUUGCAAAUUCGGCGGGAACCUGAGGCACAUAGGGCUGAUUUUUUGAUGAAAUGGGAGGAAUUCACUGCAUCCUUUAAUGUAUUACAUUUAACACCUCAUCUAUACAAUGCUGAUGUUAUGUCUUUGUUGAGUUUUGUUGCCCAGUGUGUCCCUUAUUACGCUGGCGAUAAUGAUAACAAUGUUGAUUUGCGUUACUUACCGCAAUCAACCAAUGAUUCCAAACCUUCACGUCGCCCAUCAUUGAAAUCGGUUAGUACCAGUUUGACUGAUCAUAGCAGUACGAACGAUGGCGGUCCAGGGAGUGCGGUCACUGACCAAUCGUGUCUUGGUCGAGAAUUGUGUAUGAUGUUGAUCGACUUCAUUAAAAGUUAUCGCAAGGGUCUUAACAUUAAGAUGCUUAAACAAAUGCUAAGUACUACAUUUUUAUUACGUAGCAAGCGGUUAAUCGACAUGUUUACAAUAUGGCCUGAGUGGCUUGCUCUUUUAGAUCUUGAUGACCGUGACGCUCGAAAGCGUCUGUUCGUCUUUAUUGUGCGUGACCUGACUAUAGUAUCCCAACAGGUAAAGGAUGCAAAUGUCAUCCGAGCCAUGAAACGUUUAUUCUAUGACUACUUGCGUGCAAAGAGUCUUCAAGUUCAGCUGCUCACGUGCUGUAUAUGCGUGGAGAUGCACAAGCGUCGCUUAUGGCGUGAUGAGCACACCGUUAACAACAUCGCACAGUGCGCAUUGGCAUCUAACCUUAAAUUAGUUCUUGCGGGUGCUCACUUUUUACUGGGCACUCGUAAUCAUUUUGAUGUGGCUUUUGAGGCUCUGGAAGACCUCGAAGAGGAGAUUGCAUCCUUAGAGACUCUAAAUAAGCAGCAGGGUCAUUCCGGUGUAGGAGCUCAUUCCAAGAAGAGUGAAGGCCGUCAGAAUCGUUUGUCUCGGUCCAAGAAGAGUGUAGCCAAACAAUUAGAACGUCGUAAAAAGAGACUGGAAUUAUGUCAAAUACGCGAGUUUGCGGCUAUUGAUGAGUUACACGACCCUCAAAAGUUUACUGAGCGUUUAUUUGAGCGCUGCCGUAACAAGGACGUUACAUUUGGUGCUAAACUCAUAUUGCUCCAUUUAAUCAGUCUAGUUAUCGCGCGUCACAAGUUACUUGUUCCUAGUUUCUACAGCUUCCUGCUGAAAUAUAUAAACCACAAGCAGCGGCUGGUAACCAAGAUACUAGCUAUAUCUGCUCAAGCUGUGCAUACUAAUCUUCCACCUGGUAUUUUGGACCCGCUGUUAACCGCUAUUCUUGAUCAGUUCGUUAGUGAAGACCGCUCCAACGAGGUGAUUACUGCUGGUAUAAACACUCUUAGGGAGAUUGCUUCUCGUGCUCCUCUACUAUUCCCUGAGGACAUGGUUGCUCAGAUUGUAGAGUUCCGCAACAUCAAGAAUAAGGCUGUAUCUACGGCCACCAAGUCGUUUAUUAACCUUUACCGUGAGCAUGCUCCUGAGCUUUUGCAUCCCACACUACGUGGUCGUGAAGCUGGGACGCGUCUUACACAGGCCAAGCGCGGGAAGCUGUCUAAGGCACCAAUUCCAUUUAGUGACGCCCAGAUUCUAUCACAGGAAGAUUUCCGGUUGAAGAACUAUAUGGCAGGCAUGGAAGAAGUCGAAGAAACUGCUACGGAUGAAGAGAUAGAGAUGGAAUCAGAUGGAAUAUCAGAGGAUCUCGACGAGGACGAUGUAUCCAUGGAGGAGACUGACGAGUACUCCGAUAGUGAUUCUGAUGACCUCAAUGAGACAACGCCAGACGAACCAAAAAGGAAGCGGGCUAUCAAAAGCGACUCUAGUGACGAUACUGACGACGAGGAGGAUGAAGAAGACCGAAUUAAGGUCAACCCUGAUGAUUUGAUAUACGGGUCAAAGCGGAAACGAGUUGCGGCAGAAGCCAGGCGUGAGGCCGCUAAAGCCAGACUCGAACGCAAAAAACAGCAUCACACAGCUGAGAGUCGUGCCGGUAAUAAACAAAGUACUACAAACCGAGUUAAAGCCCGUAACAAACCGGUACUCAUGACCAUGCAGAGCAAGCGGGUACGCGGCAAGCAGAGUCAAAACAUAGCGGAGAAACUCGCAUCGCUGAAGCGACACCUCAAGUCACUGAAAACCGGUAAUGUCAAGCACAAGAAGCGCAGAAGGUGAUGAGAUG
Molecule: messenger RNA, 2201 nt
Organism: Babesia bovis T2Bo
Lineage: Eukaryota; Apicomplexa; Aconoidasida; Piroplasmida; Babesiidae
Product: SDA1 family protein
Exons: 5
Coding region: 2-2194 (730 amino acids)
Biological process (GO): ribosomal large subunit export from nucleus; ribosomal large subunit biogenesis
Cellular component (GO): nucleolus
Source: RefSeq, a predicted model, not a curated record